Messenger RNA from Owenia fusiformis, 2265 nucleotides. Lineage: Eukaryota; Metazoa; Annelida; Polychaeta; Sabellida; Oweniidae. The record is from the annotation of a GenBank genome assembly.
AAGUCACUUCCGGGGAGGGAAAAAAGUUCUGCUAAAGUUUUUUAAACUUAAUUUACUAAACUUAGAUCUAGUUUCAGAACAAAGCAUUCAUGCUCUGAUAGUUGAAAUAAUGUUAACAAAGGCAAUUUUAACUUUUCUAACGUCCAAAGUUGUUCUGAAAAGAGGACGAACAACUCAUAAUCUCGUUUUGAGUUCAAGAAAAUUAGGACUUUCUGGAGCCUGUACAGAUAAAAAACUCUUCACCCCUGGCCCAUUAUGUGUUUCUAUGACAACCAAACAGGCAAUGUUACGGGAUCUAGGUUCAAGGGACACAGAAUUUGUAGAUACUGUAAAAUACAUCCGAAGCCAACUUGAAAAUAUCUCAGGUUCUAAUGAAGACGCCUAUACUUGUAUACCAAUUCAAGGCAGUGGCACAUUUGCUGUAGAAUCAAUCUUCCAGACUACUGUGCCGAGGACCAAUGCGAAGGUUCUUAUUCUUGCUAAUGGGGCAUAUGGCAAGCGCAUGGCAGCCAUUUGUCGUGCACUUAACAUUGACCACCAUAUAGAACUGUUUCCUGAAAAUGAACAAGUUAGUUCGACUCGAGUGGAGGAACUGUUACAAAGCGAUAAUUUUAGUAAUGUGUCUAUAGUCCAUUGUGAAACUAGCAGUGGAGUUGUUAACCCUAUUCAAGACAUAGGACGCAUUACUAAAGAAUACCAACCAAAUGCUCUCUAUAUUGUGGAUGCCAUGAGUAGUUUUGGUGCUAUCCCCAUCAACAUGGAGGCGUCAAACAUUGAUUUCCUGGCCACAUCUGCUAACAAAUGUCUGCAAGGCGUUCCUGGCUUUGCAUUUGUUAUUGCUAAAGUUGAGCAACUUAAACUCUGUAAAGGUCAGUCCAGAAGUCUGAGCCUCGACUUGCUAGGUCAGUAUACUGCACUUGAAAAUACAGGACAGUUCCGUUUUACUCCACCAACACAUACGAUGCUUGCCCUCAAACAGGCAUUGGCAGAACUGGAGGAAGAAGGUGGAGUUGAAGGAAGGGCCAAAAGGUAUCAGAACAAUUGCAGCAUUCUUCGUGAUGGAAUGUCAAAGCUCGGAUUCAAAGAAUUCCUUAGUGAUGAACAUACAGGCUACAUCAUUACUUCUUUCUAUAUGCCCAGUGAUCCACAGUUCACAUUCACCGAUUUCUACAGCAAAUUAAGUGAUCUGGGACAAGUGAUCUAUCCAGGGAAGGUGAAUGAUGCUGAUUGCUUCAGAAUUGGGAAUAUUGGAGACUUGAGUGGAGAUGACAUGAGACAUCUCCUUAUGUGUGUAAAACAGGUCUGCAAGGAUAUGUGUGUUAAAUUACCUCUCAGUUAAUGCCUAUAUAUGAUGACAUAUAUGGGUGUAAUCAUAUACAUAUAAGUAUAUAGCCACAUGUGAACAUAUUUGAUACCAAGCAUUUUGAUAAUAAAAUGUGCAAUAUAAUUCUGGAUAUUGCAUGCAUGGAACUGGUCUGUAAUAGAAAAGAUGUGGAGGAUGAUUUCUGGCAACUGAGGCCUGAUAAUGUUUAAACUAAAACAUAUGUCCAUAAUGAAUGAUACUUGAUAACAAUGAAGUGCAGUAUAACCUUGAUAUUAUAUGUAAGAAUAAAGUUGUGCAGACAGCUACUUGUAUGAGGCCUUGAUGAUGUGGAGUCACUCAAUGAUAUAUAGUGAAGCCAGUGUAAGAAGAACACCAUUGUUUCUGGUGAAAAGUGUUCUGCUUGACAAGUUUUACUAAAGAGAAUAGAACUAGAAGUACAUGUAUUAGGACUAAUGGAAGGACCUUUCAUGAUAAAAAGUGCAAUAUUAUUACAAACCCUUGGAUUGUAGCUUUUCAUAUAUACAUGUAAUAGGUAAUAAUAGAUAUAAUACAUACAGUGCUAUAUUUUUACUUCUAAUAGACAAAUAUUUUACAGAUAUUACGUGACCCAUAACCAAUUAUAUCAGAGACAUAUUUUUUGAAAUAAUAAAUUGUAACAAUAAAUUAAGACAUAAAGCAAUAUUGUAUUGUAUGUAUUGUAUUGUGUAUUUAUCUUUCAGUUCAGUGCAAUGUUUGACAGUUACUGUUAGUAUUUUCUUAGAAUUCUUAGAUAAACAAAAUCACUCAACUACUUUUCCAGUUAUAGCAAAAAAACAUAAAUAAAUAGUACCAUGGGUACUGGGCUCACAUGUUAUUGUGGUCCAAAUGAGUGAUAGGUAAAAUGGCCGACAAUAAAAAGCAAAUAUAAAUUUGACAAAUUUUUUAAAAAUUAUUUUAUAAAA